This is a messenger RNA of Aspergillus niger, 840 nucleotides long. RefSeq lists its product as hypothetical. Lineage: Eukaryota; Fungi; Ascomycota; Eurotiomycetes; Eurotiales; Aspergillaceae. The coding region runs from base 1 to 840 and encodes 279 amino acids. The record is from RefSeq and is a predicted model, not a curated record. Gene Ontology annotation, molecular function: protein binding. The transcript has 3 exons.
AUGGACGACGCCCAUCCAAAGCUCCACCUCUACUCUCUUCCCAACGAAGUUCUCGGUCAGAUUCUAUCCUCUUUCUCGACGCGCUCCCUCAUCUCUUGGGCGACAGUUUCUCACCGCUUCUACGCCCUCGUCCUACGGAUCCUACAUUAUCGCCUACUCAUCGGCGCUCCACUGCAUGAAUACAAACUCAUCCUAGAAUGCUUUCAUCCAAACUCAAAGCUAACCGAACCUCAUGUAUUCUGCACAUACCUUGACACCGACGGUUUAGAUUGGCUCUCCGGGCGGGGUGGUUCGCUUUAUGAGAAUCCCGACACGACCCAGCAACUUGGGAAACUGAGUUCGGUGUAUUCUCGGUUCCGUCCUGAAGUCGUGGUAGAAGAAAGAUUUAGCGGAACAAGGCUAGUUCCCCUAAGAGACGAUGAGCAAGAAUCCGAUCGGGACAACUUGGUUGUCACGCGCCCUAUAAUCCUCAAGGACUCUGAAGACUUCUCUCAGCUAUGUAUGGUUGUGAACAUUGUGAAGGUCAUGCCGGGUACGAAUCUGCUUCUAAGUGCACACACGGUUGAGGACGGGGUAAUCAGGGUUUUCCGCGACUGGCUGAGGGACGAAGAGAAGCGCUUCCGGGAUAUUGUACCUGAUGGUACAGGGCCUUCGCAAAUGCUAUGGGUCGAUCAGAGCAAGGGUGUCGGCAUCAAAGUGCGGGUCAAGGCGAAACCGCUUAUGAACCAAAAUGUGCCAAUUCUCGUCCAUCGCGACGACGACGAAUUCACGAGCUAUGAAUUGUUAAUCGAAGGUAUGAUGAUCCCUUCUCCUAUUUUAACUAUAUACACUAACAGAUGA